UCUCUAGUGAAAAAAAUGUAGUAAAAAAGUAAUAAUAUUUAUAUACUACAUACUUUUCUCAAAGAUAACACUAAAUGUAGGCAGAAUUGUGUGUGUGUGAAUUUAGCGCCACGCAGGAUACUUAUAGGAACCAGAAGGUAGAGUUUAAAUAAAGCACCAAGCUAAAAUGCCGUCUACACACCUGAACCUGCGCGAGGACGACGUGGUGCGGCUUGCGCUGGAGUUCCUCCACAACAGGGACCUGCACAUCACCCAGCUCUCCCUGGAGCGCGAGACCGGCGUCAUCAACGGCAACUUCGCGGACGACGUGCUCUUCCUCAGACAACUAAUCCUCGACGGCCAGUGGGACGACGUACUCGAGUUCAUUCAACCCCUAAGCGCUCUAAAAGCUUUCGAAGCGGACAAAUUCAAUUACGCUAUCCUCAGACAUAAAUACAUAGAACUCCUCUGCAUACGAUCAGAAAUAAAAGCCUACAACAAUGUCGAAAACAUUGUCGACGAGGUCGUCAAAGUGCUAAGCGAUUUAGAAAAAUUAGCGCCCUCUAAAGAAGAAUACUCAAAUUUAUGUUUACUAUUAACUUUACCUAGCAUUACUGAUCACGCACAAUUUAAGAAAUGGAAUCCGAGCAACGCUCGCGUCCAGUGCUUCCGCGAGGUUUAUCCUCUAGUAGAACAAUUUUUGCCGUGCGACAAGAAGUCUAGCGGCACGGUAUCUAAGUGCGCAAAGAACGAUCGACUCAUGCAACUUCUUAUUAAAGGUAUAUUGUACGAGUCCUGCGUUAAUUAUUGUCAGGCUAAGGCUACAGGGUCUAAGGAGGCGCAGUCGAACGAGGUAAACUUUUCCAGAUUACUGGACGGUUCGGGAUUCGACGAGUCUGAUUUGAGUUUGCUUUCAUGGCUGCAGUCGAUACCGGCGGAAACGUUCAGCGUGCCUUUCGAACAACGAAUGCUGAAUGUUGAUGUGGAGAAAUUGGAGCGUCCGUCGCUGCAUACGUCGUGGACGGAGCAUAUGUUAGUGACACCGAUUAAGCCUCGAACGUUCCCGCAUUUGGCGAUGCCGUUUAGGAGGCCGCGCUCGGCCGCCGACGCCAUGACGCGCUCGCUGCGCCCGCUGCCCGACGGUGCGCCGCGCCACCCGGCCGUUAUGGCCCUGUCCGCUAUCGACUACGGCCCGUCUUCGUCGUGUUUCGCCGGCUUUCAUCUGACAGGAAUAAAAGGCAGCAAACUGAUGAACACUUCCGUCGAUCGGUUGUUCGACAAUAAUAAUGGUGGUAGCAUUUUCGACAAUUUGGAUGAUACGUUAAAACCGAUCGAGGAGAAAUUAAAGCCGAUCGGAGAGGGAAAAACGAAUGAAGGGAAUAGCGUGGGUGCUUCAAACGCGACGACGCCUGAGCACAGAGGGCAGGAUUACUCGGCCUCGACGUCUAUAUCUACCACCGCGGCGUCGACUGAACGCUCGUCUUUGGCAGAGCGGACGCCGCAGCAGCCCGAGUCGGCGCUGUUGCCUGCGAUGGAGGGAGACUUUAGACGAGAACUGCUCAAAGAAUACCAGAUUCAGAAGCAACGGGAAUGCGACGAUUAUAUCCGAAAUCUUUGCUCAGCAGACGCGAGACAAAAAGGUAUGGAGCAUGGCGAUUCUCCAGGCCAGCCACCCGGAGCGACGUACCCGCCGGGCGGGCCCGCCAUGACGGACCAGCAAUACAUGAGGAAAAAUGACAACGACGAGUCAGAUGUAAGAGAACAGACAAACGCACAAAACCGAAAUGGCAGCCACGGUCUACCCAUGUCGGCGGGCAACAUGGUCGGUGCCGAAGUGAAUGGCUCCCGGCCUACAUUCAAGCCCGUGACAGUGCUUGAAGACCUACAGGCAGUGCGGUGCGCCGAGUUCCAUCCCAACGGGAAACUGUACGCCGUCGGCUCCAACACCAAAACUCUCAGGAUAUGCACUUACCCGAAGAUAGAUGAUGUCAAGGACAACAGCGCACCGUCUGCUCCGACAGUGCUGCUCAAGCGCACCAAACAUCACAAGGGCAGCAUCUACUGCCUGGCUUGGAGCCCGGCGGGAGACCUCCUCGCGACCGGCUCCAACGACAAGACCGUCAAGCUGAUGCGGUUCAACAGCCACACCUGCAACCUGGAAGGCCAAGAGGUGGAGUUAACGAUGCACGACGGCACAGUAAGAGACGUGUGCUUCAUAGAGGACACGACCAACAAAACCAGUCUGCUGGUGAGCGGCGGUGCCGGCGACUGCAAGAUCUACGUCACCGACUGCGCCACUGGCAAGACUUUCCAGGCACUAAGCGGUCACUCCGGGCACGUGUUGGCUUUGUACAACUGGGGAGGAGCGAUGUUCGUGUCUGGCAGCCAGGACAAGUCGGUCCGCUUCUGGGACCUGCGGACGGGGGGCUGCGUUAACGUCAUUUCGCCGCCCGUCGGCAGUGCUACCAAGGGUGCAGCCGUGGCGUCGCUGGCGGUGGACCCGUCCGGGCGGCUUCUCGUGUGCGGGCACGACGACGGCUCGUGCGCGCUGCACGACGUGCGCGGCUCGCGCGCGCUGCAGCGGUUCACGCCACACUCGGGCGACGUACGCAGCGUGCGCUUCUCGCCCGGCGCGUAUUAUCUACUCACAGCUGGCUACGACACCAGAGUGGUGCUCACAGAUCUUCAGGGCGAUUUAACCUGCGCCUUGCCGAGCGUCCCAGUGGCGCGGCACCCUGACAAGGUGAUCUCCGCCAGAUGGCACCCGGACGACUUCUCGUUCCUUUCGACUUCUGCAGACAAGACCGCCGUGCUGUGGACUAUACCGCCGGUCUAACCUCUUCAGGUAUCCGGGUCGUACUAACACUGAAAAAGGCGCUUACCUGACUUGACGAUGCGGAACCGGCAAACUGGUUGGUAUAGAAGCGGGGAUGGGCCUCACACACCGAUCAGCAAAAUUUACUGCGUACUGUUUCGAUUCCGCACUGCCAAAUCAAGAAAGGGCCUAAAUUUGACUCUCCUGAGUUAGCACAACUAGUCAUCGUGUCGUGACAUCAAGUUUCAUAAUUUAUCAUUGCGGGUCGAACUUGCAGUGUUGUGCUUGCCUCAUCGAUCCCAAAAUUUAAGGACACUAUUUACGGUUGUGAAUUAUUAUGGCAUAUAAGCGCUCCUGCCGUCUUUUUGGUCUGGCGAAAUUGUUGAUAUUUCAUGUCCUCAUAUUUCGGGAAUGGGAAAGACAAAUUAGAAAUGUAAUCAUGAAGCAAAAAGGAAUACGGGGAGACCAAGGAGAGCGUAUUUUCGCUUUCCGUAACAAAAAACAUCACGACGACUGCAUAAGGUAUCUUUUGACAUGGAAACCCAUAAAUGAUGGUUACUAAGGCUUCAGUCAAGUACGGCCAAUCAAAAGAAGGGCCAAGCUCUUUAUAAUGUAUUAUAUUCUGUUUUAUUAUAAUUUCAAUUUCACGUGUAACGUCCUGUAAUAUAAUAAAGGCAAUGCUAAAUUAUAUAUAUGUUCUGUAAAUAAAUUACGUUUAAAAUUUUAUACAAAAGAUUUUACGAAGGGUGUCUCGGGAAUUCAAUUUGUGAUCGAUUUUUCGUAACUGGCGGGAGCUCUGCCGCCUAAGCCUACGCGUAUAAGAUUUUUCAUACCUUUUGAAGUCUAUUUCAUAAAAUUUAUUUUUAUACUACAGUGAUAAACGCUGCCAGAUAAACGUGGAAUGUCAGUUUUAUGAAUUGGUACGAGAUGUAAAGUUCCCACCCACGAUCAAUUAUCACAGUUUUGACUGUCAGUUAUAAUUGUGAGACUUAGUAAGAAAAAAUGACAUGUUACAUCUUUACAAUUUCAUUGUGAAAACACGAAAACUCUGUUAUUCAAAACUGAUCCAGAUGGCCAGUAUAAAUACUCCUGGUGAUACAGUGCAUCCAGUUAUUUGAAACUUUACUUACGGUUCGGUUUCUGAAGUAACGAUAGAGGAGGGGAUUGUUCACUACCGUUUACUGAUACUACAGCGCAACAUUUAAUGGCUCCUCUACACGAUGGCCCAGCGCUGGACCAACGAGAUGGCCAUGCGAUGGUUGAAAACACGCACUAUGGAAUGGGCCACGUAUAGAUGCGUACGCACCAUCGCUGGCCCACUACCUUUGAUGUGCGGACGAAAAACCGACAUCGCCAUCCCGCCGCGCCAUAAGCCAUCUGACACCACUACCCUCUUAGUCGUACACGCUGGCCCAUCUUAGUGGGCCAGUAUGAUGGCCCAGCAUUUUACAUAUGUAGUUAAAAAUGGAUCUAAAAUAAAUUUUUCGAUUUCUCUGCAAUGAUAUCUAGUUUGUUUAUAGUAUUUAUAACUAUUCCAUUAUUUUACUGUCCAGUGAUUAACCUUAUGUGGAUUGGAAUUUUUUUCUUAUUUUGAAGAAUAACAAAGGAAUUUGUUAGCAGAAACACAUCUUUAAAAUUAUCAACCCUAUGUUGGUUUCUUUCCGUACUGUACAGUGUAUUAUUUAUACGAAAUGUGUAAACAUUUAUACUGACAAUUACAUGACUUAAAAUUUAAAAUUAUACUAAUCGACCGAUAUUAUUAACCGACGAGCCCGAUUACGGCCAAAGUUAAACUUGACAUGUUAGCAGGUUGAAAUAAUAUUCAGUGUAAAAAAGGUGCAAGUAUGUGUUAUAUUUUCUUUUACCACAAUACAUAUUAAGUAAUGUAAAUUCACGUAUUUUGUUUGCUGUUUGGGGUGUUGUUAUAAAUUUGAGACAAUGUGUCAUGGCGGGCCUAAGUAGUGUGGAAAUUAAUAAUAUAUAAUUUUAUUUCCUUAAAACAUAGUUUAACAGGAAAACAUGUAUAAAUGUUUUCUAGCUCCUCAUGGUAACAUUUUGUGUUGUUAAAUAUAAAUACGUAAGUUAAAGUGAUGUACGUAUAUUACUUGAGUUAAUACUUUUGUCUGUAGCUGUAUUUUCAUAAUAUAUGUUGCUGUAUGUAUUUGUAUGUGUAUACUUAACAUUUUAAUGUAAAAUUACACUUGAUGGCUUCUUGUAAUAUUGUUUACCACAAAUACGUAAAUAGGCCAAAAAAUGGUAACUGAUUUUUUGAUGAGAAUUAUCUAGAAUAAGUCCGUUGAGAGUUUAGAGGUAUAAUGGGAUUGGCAACUGUCAAAGGUUUGCAUAGAUGGCGCCAUAAUAGCUUGCCUCUUUCUCUCGUUUUAUUCUAUGAGAUUUGGCUUAAAGGGCUGGCAUCCAGGGCAUACAAUUCCAUUAAGAAACAAUAAUUUGACACAAUUCUAGGAAUUGACAGGGCAAGGUAUGCUGGCGCCAUCUGCUAAAUACUUCGACCGGCCAACCCCAUUGAACUGUAUAUUUAACAAAAUCAACGCAUUGUAACCAUAUUGUAAGUCAUAUAAUAUGACUUUAUAGGUCUAACCCAGGGGUCGGCAAACCGCAGCCCGCGAGCCGCAUGCUGCUCUUUAAAGGUUGCAGCUCAUUAAGCAACACAAAAAAUAACACUUGAGAGUUCUUAAACCACUGAAAACAACACUUGCGGCUCUUUGAACUACGUAUUAUUGGUGUUUUGCUGUGUUUGGCUCUUUUUCAAAAAAUGUUGCCGACCCCUGGUCUAACCAUUUCUAAAAAGAAAGACUGCUCACUUGUCUAAUACGUGGGAAUAAAUUUACUUGUUAGGUUCCAUUUUAAAUCUUUGAUAAUGUGAUGUGUUGUGAUGUGCUGUAAAAUGCUUCUAGCUUUAUUUCUUUUUAUAGAUGUUAAAGACAAAAGCUUUAAACGCAAAAAAAAAAACUUUAUUUUUUAUAUACGUAAGUAUAUAUGGACCUUGCGUAGUGAUUAUCUUGUCACAAAUAGGAAUAUCGACAUAAUUCGCUUUUUAUUUUAUGUAUUUUUAAAUUGUGUUUGACUAUACGAUUUUGUAAAUUAAAUCUCAUUUUUGAAACGAUUUGUAACUAAAAAAAAUACAUUAUAUUUUCUUAGUGAGAAAUUUAAGCUCGCCUUCUGGACUAAUACCAAACAGAAUUGUCACCACAAUUGGAAAAGUUAGGUCAGAUUUAAUCAAAAACAUUUCCAGUCUCAUUUUAUUAGCUUCCAGACUAAUAAAAAUUCAAUCCGUCAUGUAUUAUAUUAAAAAUUUUCCUGUUCAUCAAUUUUUGCCCUUACUUUCAUUGUUUGAAGGUUUAUUUUUCGUUCCCCUCGUCAAUGUCAUAAGUAUUUUACUUUAAUACGAGUCGUGUUGAGUACGUGCUGUACGGCGUGGUCGGGUUGUUUUUGCUGAUUUUGCUAUGAGUUCAAGCGACAGAUUUGCGGAUUAAAUGUUGAAAAGCUAGCAAGUAAUUUAAUUUCGUUAACCAUGAUAGGUAAGGUAUUCCAUUUAUAAAAAGAGCUUUUGGGGUAGGCAACUUAUCGUAGGUAUUGUUUACUGGUUAUCUUUGAACGUUCACUGCGGUAGGGGGUCGAGAGACCCCAUGCAAAGUAUGGUUGAUUGCGAGAGACUAAUUGCCGCAGCGAAGAUGUUAAUAUGCUUGAGUUUCGGCAUUCGGUCACUUUAUUUACAGUUAAUUUUGCUAGCGAACAUUGUAAAUAAUUGCGAGCUCUUGCCCACAACUGCAAAUUAAAUUGUAAGUACUUUAAAAGAAAUAAUUAAUGCGUCAUUUCUUUUCAUUAAAUCACGUUCAUUCCAGUAAAUUAUAAAUCAACUGUAGACAUCGCUUUAAAGCUAAAUGUUACGUGAAAUGCAAUUUUAAGUAACUAUUGACAUUCAGUUGCAAUACCUGCUUAUCUCGUAGGAUUGAUGAAGACGCGGCUUGUCAUGUCAUGCAGUAUGAAUGAACUCAGAUCCUGUGCUAAUAAUAAUAAGCCAAGCCGUAGCGUAGGUUAUGUUGCGGCCUUUCCAGAGUUACACACACAGGGAUCAUAGCACGUCGUACUGGUGGCAAGAGAGGCGCUAGGCCUAAGGACACCUAUAAUGUUAGUAAUUAAUUUUUAGUAAAGAAAUAAUUGUAUUGAUGACAAUCUUAAAGAUUAUAACAUUACUUAACUAAAUUAUUAAUAUAAUGUACUGCAAUCCAAUUGUAAACGACUGCACAAAUUUAAUAACUAAUAAUUAUAAUAUUUAAUUUUUCAUGUUGUGCUAGUUAAUUAUUUACGUCGAGCAAGUACUUAUAUUAAGUAGUGUUUGACAAAAGGAAGAUGAUAAAAAAACUUGUUUUAAUGAUUAUUUUAUUUGUGCUGAGUCACCCAUUAUUGCACAUAAUGUUAUUAUGUUUAUAGUAUAUUUAUAUAUUUUAUGAAUGACAAAUGUAUUGAUGAACAUUAAUUUUUACUGGAAAGAUAAUCGAUGCUUUAGUAUUUUUACUUACCCAAAUGUACGUUAUGUACGAGACUUAAGUUAACAGAAUUGACGAAAACGUUGUCAAACUGGAAUUCGUUAACAAAAUGUAUUCGUUAAUAAAUUAAGAAUAUAAUCACAUUAUUUACUUA
This is a messenger RNA of Cydia strobilella, 7456 nucleotides long. Its product is annotated as WD repeat-containing protein 47. The record is from RefSeq and is a predicted model, not a curated record. The coding region runs from base 167 to 2815 and encodes 882 amino acids. The transcript is spliced from 10 exons. Lineage: Eukaryota; Metazoa; Arthropoda; Insecta; Lepidoptera; Tortricidae. Gene Ontology annotation, molecular function: protein binding.